CGGCUGGAGGUUUCUGUCUUGUCUGCUCUCUAACUUUGUACUGUCAAUAUGGCCAACAACGAGAAUGCCGCCCGCCUGAACCUCUUCAAGAACAAGGGCCGGGACACCUCGGAGAUGAGGCGCAGGAGGAUGGAGGUCAACGUGGAACUCCGCAAGGCCAAGAAGGAUGAUCAGUUGUUGAAGAGGAGAAAUGUCAGUUCUUUCCCCGAUGAGCCCUUAUCUCCUCUGCAGGAGAAGAGCCGAAAUGGACAGACUUCUUCUCAGUGGACCGUGGAGGAGAUCGUCCGUGGGGUCAACAAUCCAAGCAUGGAUGUACAGCUCCAGUCCACGCAGGCUGCCCGGAAGCUUCUUUCUCGGGAACGUGAGCCCCCCAUAGACAAGAUCAUUGAAGCCGGCCUCAUCCCUAAACUUGUCUGCUUCUUGGGCCGUGAAGACUGCAGUCCUAUGCAGUUUGAGGCUUCGUGGGCCCUCACCAACAUUGCCUCCGGAAACUCCGACCAGACCCGGGCUGUGGUUGAUGGCGGAGCCAUUCCUGCCUUCAUUGCUCUGCUGGCUUCCCCUCACUCCCACAUCUGUGAGCAGGCGGUGUGGGCUCUGGGCAACAUCGCAGGUGAUGGAUCCUCCUACAGAGACCUGGUCAUUAAACACGGGGCGGUGGGUCCACUAUUGGCAUUACUGGCUGUCCCUGACCUCUCCACUCUUCCUACUGGCUACCUCAGAAACUUGACCUGGACCUUGUCCAACUUGUGCCGUAACAAGAACCCAGCACCCCCAAUUGAGGCCAUCAAGGAGAUCCUGCCCACCCUGGUCCGUCUUCUGCACCAUGAUGACCGGGAGGUUCUGGCAGACACAUGCUGGGCCAUCUCUUACUUGACUGACGGCUCCAAUGAUCGCAUCGAUGUGGUGGUGCAAACAGGACUGGUCCCUAGAAUUGUGCAGCUGCUGGGGUGCAAGGAGCUGACCAUCAUGACCCCUUGCCUGAGGACUGUAGGGAACAUCGUGACAGGAACAGAUGACCAGACACAAGUAGUCCUGGAAGCCGGUGCCCUGGCCGUAUUCCCAGAGCUCCUCACCCAUCCCAAGAACAACAUGCAGAAGGAGUCGGCCUGGACCCUGUCCAACAUCACAGCUGGGCGUCAGGACCAGAUCCAGGAGGUGGUGAACCAGGGCCUGGUGCCCUACCUGGUUGACAUCCUGAGGAAGGGUGACUACAAGAUGCAGAAGGAAGCCGUGUGGGCCGUCACCAACUACACCAGCGGCUGUACUAUUAACCAGAUCAUCUACCUGGUCCAAUCCGGUGCUAUCGAUCCCAUGUGUAACCUCCUCUCCACCAAGGACAGCAAGACGGUGCUGGUCAUCCUGGACGCCUUCACCAACAUCUUCGCUGCUGCCGAGAAACUCGGGGAGACGGAGAAGCUGUGUGUGAUGGUGGAAGAAUGUAACGGUCUGGACCGUAUCGAGGCCCUGCAGUCCCAUGAGAAUGAGCAGGUCUACAAGGCCGCCGCUGCUCUCAUUGAGAAGUACUUUGCAUCUGAGGAUGAUGAAGAGGAAGCUCUGGCUCCAGAAGUCUCAGAGGACGGCUACGCCUUCCAGCUCCCCAGCGGCACGCACACCACCUUCGACUUCUAAGCACUUUACCCCCCUGUGGUUGUCUCUUCUCGUCUAUUUUUUUUUUCUAUGUGACUUGGCACUUUUCCUGUCCUGUACAUACUGUGAAUCUUAUGUGAACAUGUAAAUAUUUUUACUAAAUUCUGAAUUUCCCUUACUCUAAACUUA
This is a messenger RNA of Rana temporaria (common frog), 1776 nucleotides long. RefSeq names its product importin subunit alpha-1-like. NCBI's taxonomy places the organism in Eukaryota, Metazoa, Chordata, Amphibia, Anura, Ranidae. Gene Ontology annotation, cellular component: nucleus; cytoplasm. The transcript has a single exon. Gene Ontology annotation, biological process: NLS-bearing protein import into nucleus. The coding region runs from base 49 to 1629 and encodes 526 amino acids. The record is from RefSeq and is a predicted model, not a curated record. Gene Ontology annotation, molecular function: nuclear import signal receptor activity; protein binding.